AUGUCCGGCUUAGAGGUUCUAGGCGCCAUCACGGGGGUAUUGGGCAUUCUACCUAUGGCUGUUGACACAGCUCAAUGGUACAAAACAACUCUCUCGUCGAUACGAUAUGCCGCGCGGGAUCUAAAACGCCUCAUUGAAGAACUGGAGACGGAAAAAGUCCGCCUACAAACCACUUGUGAAGUGCUCCUGGAUGGGAUCUCUCCGCUUGCUAUGAUAGACGGCAUGGCUAAAGAUUCUUUUCUCGCCUUUUGGAAGAAGCACAACCACUUGCUGAACCUACGGCUCGGGGGAUCGGAACAGAAGAUCAAAGAUCAUAUUUUAGGCAUGCGCAAGGCUGCUAACGAGCUAGAAGCCAAACUGUGGAUAUAUGGUGGUGGUAGCUCAAAACCAGCAGAUAAGCGCUCCAUCAUCAGGGAACUUAAGAAAAACAUGUCUUUCACGCUCAAGAAAAGAGAUUAUAACGACAUCUUAUCGAAGAUCAAGGUCGGAAACUCGGCGCUUGAAGAACUUGCCCGUAAUAAUCGAAAACUCGAACCGAGCAGGCGAAAGCAGUCCCAGACCCGACUAAUACAUUUCGUGCGAGGACUUUCGAAGGAUGUUUUCCAGGCCAUUCAAACUUCGACAACCUGUGAAUGCAUUGCUUCUCAUCGAGUGUGUCUCGAGCUCGUGAAAAGGGAGGCGGUCCUGACAUCCGAGGACAAGAAUGACGACGUCGCGCGAGACUGGAACUUCCACGUUGCCUUUGGUUUUGGCGACAACGCGGAAACCAAUAGCACCGAUCAUCAGUCUAUGUCCGCAAACGAGCAAUUGAUCAACCGUUGGAGUAAUAUCUACCUUCGGCUGGGCACUUUCGGGAUCAUCCAAACAACGGCUAUCAAACCUGAACCCUUGCCGGCCCCUGAAGACCCGGAGCCGACAAAGAAGACUCUGUUGCAACGGUUUAAAUUGCGGCGCCGCAGAGAUAAAAAUAGGCGUCCAAGCACAAUUAUUAGUGCGAUGGAAGGAGCACGUUCAUGUGCAAUGGCAACGAUGCCCAUAAUGGCUGCAUCUUCUAAACCGGUUUCAAAUCUAUGCCACAUGUUGAGCACUUAUACUGAGCGACCGGACACGUAUUGCCUCGGCUAUGUAGCGAGUCAUGAUCGGAAGUUUGGAAUACACCUCCCAAACUCACGUAUGGACCGCUAUACGGUAUCAACACUUCGAGAAGUAUUGGAAGGAAAGCGUCAGUUGAGUUAUCCGGAGAAACUGAAAAUUGCACACGCAAUUGCUGUCAAUACUCUCCAUCUUUACAAGACUCCCUGGGUUGACGAAUGCUUGACUCUCGAUUCCGUCGUUUUCUUCUUACCCAACGAUGAUGGAGAUGUCGAUACCACACUUCUAGAUCGACCAUUUGUGGUCAAGAACUUUCCGACUCCGCCAAGCCAGCAGAGUAGAACACCGAGACGAAUUGACGGCGCGGUUUUCUCGGUUGGGGCUCUACUCAUCCAGUUGAUGAUUGGGAAGGCCGAAAACGCGCUGGAGAUGACAGGACCAAUGAAUUUUGGCACGAUUAUCACAAAGCGGGACGAGGGUAGACAACUGUUCGAUCGGCUUUUGGAAAGCAGUGGUUUCAACCUUAAACCUGCCAUAGAAUGGUGUUUCAACAGCAUGUAUCAUCGGAUGGGCGGCCUGCAGGAUGAGCAGUACUGCCAGCGGUUUUUCGAGGAGGUGGUGUCGAGACUUGAAGAGGAGAUUAAGUAUUUUUCUGGGAAUUAA
Trichoderma aggressivum f. europaeum is the source of this 1755-nucleotide messenger RNA. RefSeq lists its product as uncharacterized. NCBI's taxonomy places the organism in Eukaryota, Fungi, Ascomycota, Sordariomycetes, Hypocreales, Hypocreaceae. The transcript is spliced from 2 exons. The record is from RefSeq and is a predicted model, not a curated record. The coding region runs from base 1 to 1755 and encodes 584 amino acids.